UCUGCGGCUAUCAGCCCAGGGCCCGCGCCUCGAAUGACAAAUCUGUUGCUGCUGCUUCGUUCUCAUUAUGUGAGCCACCCGCUUUCUGCUCCUUUCAAACAACUUCUCCUACUGCGCUUGUCAGCACCGAACGAGCUGCGACACAUCUCGAGAACUUCAUCUUACGAACGUUGCGACAUCGUCUUGUGCAGUGAUAAGAUUUUUCGACCUUUCUACGUGGUGUGUGACGUGUGAAAAAGGUGGUGGACGCGACGGAUGGUAAAGGGUGCUGGUUGUCGGUUUCUGUGAGCGUGUCUUGUUGUCCAUUGUGCACGUAGCGAAAUUGCGCGGGAGGCGCUGUACAGUGUAGCAUAACGACCGCCUGAGCUCAGUUGUAAUUGUCGGGUAGCUUGGCAAUUUCAUUGAGUGUCGUUGACGUGAGGUAAAAAGGAGGGUAAUUGGUACGUUGUUCCGGCGCUUUGAUUGGCAGUCGCACGCCCCGAAGUUCGAAAGUUGUUAAAGUGAUUUCAUGUGGAGUGGCCAGCAUCCAGGCUGAGGUCUAAGAAUAGCAUCUCCCUCUGGGAAUUCCUUAACCGCGUUGUGAAGAAGUUGUGCGGAAUCGAUUUUUGUAGUGCGAGCCGUUGUAGCUGAAUGAACGAAGGGCCGCUCUAUUUCCAGAUAAAUCAAUCAAAUUUUCUCGGUUCAGUACAAAGUCGCAGGUUUGACAGCUGGUGGAAAAGCAAAUGCAAACCAUGCCGAGUUAGGUUCAGAAAAGGGCUAUACGCUAUAUGUGCCUGUUAACGAUUGAUCGCUUUGUUGACAUUUACGGAUCUCGAAGUUGUAACUGCGAGGUGCCUCAUCGUAAUUGGCGGCAAAGUCUAAAAGGCCCGGGAAUCGUGAUACUUCUGAUACGUGAUGCCCACUGGAACGUUUAGAGUAAUGUAGUUGACACUCCGGAGUUUAGAGGAAGGUCCGUCCAACGUGCGGGUUCAACACAAAAAGAUAUUAAAGAAAAAAAAAAGAGUGCUAAUUUGAGAACGUACGUAGAACUGAGUAGGUUGUAAAGGGUACAGUGGACUCAAUGCCAAUGGAAGGAGUGAAGCACGGAAAAGGUUUAACGCUGAUCGAUACAAGCGUGCUUUCACAGUUGAACAUAGCCAGUUGCAUAGCUCUGCCCCGCAGCCAACGCGUACAUUUCCGUCGGGGGUGUUCCUACGUAGAAAGUGCGUAGCGCAUAGUGUAGCACUACAUAGAGGGUCCAUGUAUUGCAUAAUACCCCUAAGUUAAUAACUGUACGAAUAUGUAGAGUAAGUUAGAUAACAGUUAGUACAUACAAAGCGUGUUGAAGCUAUAGAACAGUUUUAGCCGCAUAGAGGCAAAAAAACACACAUUCCACAAUGAGUGCUGACGUCCAGACACCCGAAUGUAGCACCAAGGGGACAGACCUUGACCACUCCAACAACAACAACAACAACAACGCUCCUGUAAUAAACAUAGACGCCACAGGACUCGACUCGGGAAUCCUUCUCCGCGUCCCCGACCUCCGUUUCUCACGAGCUGGCUCUUCCGCCGAAUCCUUGUCUCCCUGCUCCGCGGACCAGCACUUCCUGGGUCUGCCGUCCUCAUGCGAACACCGCCGCCAUUCCAUGCAAGAUUCUUGCAGUUCCCACCACCAUCACCACCAUCGCCGCAACCGAGACCGCAAACGGUCCUGCCCCGACGUCCGAGGAUCCAACUCGGCCGACCGAAGACGUCGAGGCAGCCGUAGUCCUCUCCCCUGCUACCCCGAUUCCGCGAGUGUCACACCUGUCUCCUCUCGGCGCUCGAGUGCCAGCAGUCUCAGCCGGAGGUCGUCGAAGGACAAUGAAAGCUGUUGUCACAGUCGAAGGUCCUCCCGGUGCGAGAACGGAAGCAGGCGGUCUUCCCGUUGCGAAGAGAGCAGCAGGAGAUCAUCCCGUUGCGAUGACUCCAGCAGGAGGUCCUCCAGAGGAACAGACGAUAGUGGCGGUGGACCGUGUAGCCGCAGGUCGUCACGCAGUGCAGACGAAGAGAGGCGGUGCUCUGAAGACAAGUCGCAUCAUCGACAUCAUCACCAUCAUCGGCGAGAGUCCGCGAUGGUGGAUGGUGCCAAAAGUAGGAAGACCAGUAGCGCCGAGCCUGGAAGUAACACUUCGAGUCGCAGAACGUCCAAGGUCCCCGCGCUUUUAGUGACGGACGAAGAGACGGGGAGGCAAGAGAAGCCCGACGACGAGUUGGACACGCCAAGACGGCGGAUAAUCAUCUUCAUCAUCAGCUCGGUGGCCUGUUUCAUCUUGCUGAUGAGUGUCGUGCUCAUCGCCGUGACUCUCACCAUCUCGCCCGCCAUCGACCACAUAGUACGCAAGGAGAACGAAAACCUCUUCCGGCUCCCUACGUCAACCACUGUACUGACGACGGCAGCGCCUUCCACGGCACUCCCGGACAACGGCACAUCCCUGACAGCCGCCGGGUGAUGUCUUCUGCUAUCUAGAGGAUUAUGGCGUCUACCCAAUCGCUCCUGGUCAACACGCAACAGGCUGCGCGGCAGAGUGACUUUCUUGGUGUGCAAGACACCGAUGUGGACAAUCCUCAUAGAAUGCUCUCCCGUCCUUGUCGUGCUAGAUAUGGGAACGAGUCGCACAGUAAAAACGCUUUUUGGUCACUGAGCGCCGAAAGAUCUUCGCAAGGCCAACGUGAAGACGGUUGCUAAGUGAUAGAAGCACGAUAAAGCAGCUAGUCUGCCGAUCUCUCUCUUUGUAUUAUACGGAAUACGGAGUGGCAAUUUUGAAACGCUUGGUUGAUUACCGAUGCUCCGUGCGCAGUGAAAGUUAAUCGGACAAGGAUGAUGUCUUGCACGGCAGUGUCUUUGUCACAUGCGUACGCUUUGGUUGGCUCCAGGCUUGAGAGCAAAGCAAGAGCGUAGGGCAAAAUAUGCAGACCACGAUGACAAAGAUAGCGAACAGUAAGGAAGCCCAUAAUGCACGUCCACUGACACAGGAUGGCGAUGAUGAUCCGCCUGCACCGUCCUCUUCCAAUCUCGCUUUCGUGCUGCAUCACAAAGGCAAACGAUGCCGGAUUUUUUUUUUCUCGUAGUUCGCAUAUUUCAACUCGGUUUAAAAAUUCCGGAGGACAAUACACUGUACGCAAACGUCAUGCUAGUCCGCUUGAUAUUUACAGCGCACUAACACGCGGGAGCACUCGUACAGUUCAAGAUUGCCAGACUGUACAGCUUCGAUUGAUAGUAAGUGUUAAUAUAUUUCGCCGUUCGUACUUAAAACGAAGUAGCAUGCAGGACAAAGUGGACAAACCGCGAUAUAGAAUCUCUGACAAUAGUCAGCUGUUUCAUGCGAUUUGUUGCCCUUUGGCGUAAUAAAACCUUACUGUUUCAAGUGCUAGCAAAACAGAAAUCAAAGUUUUAGAACGCGUUCAACGUAGAACUCAGUGCAUACAAGCUCACAACAGCAUGCGGGACUCUCGAACGUUUAAAGUGCUCGCUAAUGUAGGUGCAGUUAGCUCACUCGACAAAAAUUUGACUUUGGUGACCCAGGGUGGCGUACUUUACGUUUCUAGUUAUUUUUGUUCGGCACCUAGAAUCAGGGUUACAUCGGCUGGCAGCAUGAAAAAAAGAUGAAACUAUCUUCAAGCUUAUUUCAUACGUAUAACAACUUUUGGCCAGCUUGAUUGAUUGAUUGAUUUUAAAAGAAAAAAAUGGAGAUGGUAGUCUCGAGCCACUCGGGACUGGCUACUCGAGCUUGAGAUAGGCAAUAGUUGAUAGGCACUUCCAAAGCUAGACGUCGGUUUCUAUGCUAGUCAAAUCACAUUUUUUUGCUUCAUAUACGUAUGGGAAGCUUACGCAGUAUUAACCCUGACUUUUUUUUUUUUUUUCUGCAGAAUUCACCAACGCAAAGCCGGUGAAAUUCCACUAUUCAUCAAUAUUGUUACUCGAGAUUCGAGUGCGUCCGGAAAGCGCAUUAUUUCCACUGCAUUUCCCUUCUCGUUUCUCGUGCAACGCAACUGAUUCAGUUACGUACACGACACAGUUCACCAAAUUGGCUUCGCUUCCGAGCAUCGUUACACAGUGUAGCGAUGGAUGCCAUUUCGUUUCCGAGCCAAAAACACCAAUGGCGCCCCCUGCUGUAAUGAAGUAGAAGGACACGAAUCGACGUCCCCAACUGAAUCGGUUUGGCAAAGUAUAUCUUACAGUAAAGUACGCCCCCUACCCGCGACGCGACAUAAGCUGAUGCGCCACAUAGCGGCGUGCGUGGGCGACGCCUCUCAGAAACCAAGUCCAUUUAGUUCUUCUCCACCACGUUCUUCUCGGACACGCAAUACAAUAGGACAGACAGUGCGAAGCGUUAGACAUUGAUUGAUUUAUUUAUUGAUUGGUAAAAAAAGAGAUGUUAGACCCAAAACUACUCGGGGCUGGCUACUCCCUGGCCGCGUUAUUUAGGGCUGAUUAUAUGUAAGACAAAUGAAGCUAAAGGAGGGCGGGGAAAAAAAAAGAAGAAAGGAAAAACUUUACAAAUCUAUACACUUUGUGAGGCACACAUGUCCAGACGAGAGUGGGAUAAACUCAACAGCAACAACAACAAAUAAAUUAAUGAUAAUGAAUGCGAAAGUGCGAAAAACUCAAUGCACGAAAAACAAACACGCAAAGAGCGUCACAGAGUGUCGAAGCGUCAGACAUGAAAUUGUAGCGGACGCGGUGGUUUGAUAAAAAAUGCAACGAGAUAAACUACGCCCUGUUAAGUAUCAAGAUAAAACACUUCGCACACACUUUGCUACGUUUUUACACACCAGAGGGCACAUAUGACACGCGGCACCAGCUUCCAUUGCUUUGCAAAUUCGGACAUUCUAAAAAAAGAAACGAGUAAUUUUAGUUCUUAUAGGGAGACUAGAAGGACUGUCACAACCAUUAAAGUGAGGACUGCAUUUCAGGACUUGACCUCACAGUCCUAUGCACAUAGUAUGGAUGUGCAAAAAGGCAAACACUUUUACUUUGAAUUAAACAGGAUAUGUCCAGCGAUAAAACCUUGUGGCACCUACAAAGGGCACAAUCUGUAUAAGUAUUUCUUGCUCUGUAGGCAGGAAAAUUACAAAAUUAUAUUGCGCUGCCCCGUCCAAUUCCCGAAGAGCACAUAUUUCCGUACACUUUUGCAGUCAGGGCAACACUUGCGAAGUUCGGGGACUGUUUGUAGUGCUGGAGAGUAAACCUAUACGUUCUCUUUUUCUUUCAUAGAGUGUACUCAGCUAUGCCAUAGCCUCCUGUAUAUAGGAGGCUAUGGCUAUGCUAUCCGUCAGAGUCAAGCAUCAACUCGAGGUACUCCGUACAUUUCAAGAAAACUUAAACCGCCUUCUAUAUCAACCGUAUUGACCAGUUGUACGAGCUAUAUAUACGAUGACAAUACUGUGAGGAUCAGUACAGAGAAUUAUGUUAUAUACAUAUUUCGUUUUUUCUUUUCAACUCGAGCCUCAUCCUCCAUUACAUGAUGAGACAACCUUUCCAUGCACUUCCUAUACGGGUUUAUUACAACGUAAGUGAAGCUUCGCUGAACGAUCGUCCCGAAUCAUUUCUCCUGCAGGAUUAUCGGCGGGGGGGGGGGGGGGGGGGAAGGAAAUACCCGAAGCAUCAUCCCCUUGGGGGAUCGAAGCUAAAGUUGGAACGUACGUGUCCCUGCACGAUAACGAACCUGCGCACGCUUGCUUCGGACGACAAAAUGAUGCCGAUCGUUAUAGCUUCAAAACAACCAUAAACAGGAAAAAGACAGGGACAUGCGAUGGAAUGAGAUUUCUAUAUGGAGGCCCAAUUAUGUGGGACAAUCGUAAUUCCUUUCACUAUGGCCAUAAUAACGAUUUAGGACUAUUUCUGGUGAUUGCUUCUCUGGGGAGGUAAUGUCGAUACAUAAGGGCACCGGAUAAUGCGGCGACGGAAUCGCACUUUGCGGUAAUGUUAGAAAGUGCCGGUUAGCGCACUGUAUUAAAAAAAAAGGGGGGGGACCAUCAAAAUCCAUCAAGCGAUCUGAUGGAAACAUCCUGCCGUACCAUCGGGAUGUUUUAAUGGACCAUCGAGACCGCACGAUGGGAACUGAUGUUCUGAGACUGGAACACAUUUUUCACCGCCGAGACCCUUUGCGUCUGAAGCUCUGGUAUCUUGUAGUCACCAAAUGUUGUUCACAGUUUCAAAUUUAGAAGAUGUUAAGGGGGUUAAGAAACCAACUGUAACCACCUGUGAUAGGGUUUUUGCAACAACAUUUACAAACAAAAAGUUCUUUUCAGAGUUCGAUAGACAGUGCGCGACGUCAAACAGGGUUUACCUCUGGGUAUAGGAGCAGCCGGCAACUUUGGAAAGAGACAUUUAGACACAGACAGUUUUUACGGUUUAGAUACGGACUCCUUAGAUACAGACAGUAAUUUUCGUAAAGAGCUCCCUCUCAAACGCUCGGUCGCAUCAGCAUCGCUAAGACAUUAGCUGACACAUCCGGGAGUAGAGCUGUGCGCCGCCGACUUGCGCCGCCGACUUGUGCCGCCGCCGCUGGCGCCAGCCCGGAGCACCGAUGGGCUUAAUCCAGUUGGAGGGUUCUGCAUACUAAAGUAAUCCAGUGACUUAACCCAGUUCGAUGGUUCCGUUCGUGUGACAGCGAAUCAAAAAAGCAGGCGUAGAGACGGGAGAAAAAAAAAAGUUAGACAAUCCUGCUUUUGCUGAAUAGCAAACUGCACGCGUUUAUGCGCUUGGUGGCUCAUCGCAGAUAACAAGGCGAUAACUGCGUACAUACCAUGUUAGAUAAUAAUAUUCGCCCACCGCAAUGGUAUGGCCGUAUGGCAUGGGUUAGCAUUUUCGUAUUCGCGCCGCCAACGCCGACCGAAAAACCAGCCUGACGCCGCCGGUCAAACUUGCCAUCGGCGCACAGGUCUACUCGGGAGACGAAAGCUAACACUUUGUAAUGCCACCAAAAAGUGUGUGUAUGUGCGUGGGGGGGGGGGGGUCGUUAAGCAAUCCAUUUACGUAAAAACACUGACUUUGCUCGGAUGUCGACACGAAUUAAAUGGUAGACGCUGCGGAGGACGCGACGUUCCUUCUUUCGAGGUUCUACCAUCGACCGCGUCAAGAGUGCUAGCUGUUUGCAUUUACUCGACAUACCAUCCACGCAAAAUCGGGAUACAUACGUAUUACAGGUUACAAUCGCAUGUUCAUCGAACUAUAUUUAUUUGUAUACAGUAUGUACGCCACAAUCUAGCGAACAAUACGCAGAGCAAUAAAUGUGAACAUGUACUUUCAGAAACAGUCAGGCAUUACCACAAUAACUUAUUGCAGUUCACGUACUAUAUUUCGCCGCGUAAAGACUUCGGACGCCCUGUUCAUUCUUUGAACUUAGUCAGAAUCGCGUUUCCGAUAGUAACGAAGAAUAUUUCACGGAGUCAGAGUAAGAACGUGUUUGCAAACUUGUGCACUGGAAAGAACCGACGGUUUUCAGUUUCUGUACUUUGCACGUGCAGCACCAGUUUGUCCUGUUAUGUGCGUAGCCUUGUUUAGUGCUACACGGAAGAAGAAUGCCGGGGGCAUUCAUUUUGUCACGGCGUUUCAUGUUUUGUAUGACGAAAGCCACCGAAAGUUCUCAUUCACAAAGCUGAUGGUUUAGACAAGUAUCUACAUUUUCCAGUACUCAGUGCGUGCCAAAGGUCGAUUGUGUGUAAUGUUGUACGCGUUGUUCUUGUAUAUUUCUAGUCAUCUUUAGGUUUUUAUUCCAAAAGCGAAAAAUAAAAGGUCGCGCGAAAUCUUA
Messenger RNA from Ornithodoros turicata, 7775 nucleotides. RefSeq lists its product as uncharacterized. The record is from RefSeq and is a predicted model, not a curated record. Bases 1377 to 2471 code for a protein of 364 amino acids. The transcript is spliced from 2 exons. Lineage: Eukaryota; Metazoa; Arthropoda; Arachnida; Ixodida; Argasidae.